CAUCACAGACUGGAACCAAAGGCAGAGCCCGCUUAAAGUUGUAUAUAUAGCUAACAGAUAUGUCUGAAGAGAGCACUCCCCUGCUGGCUGGUCAACCCAAACGCUCCACCUGGCGGUAUUACCUGCUAGAAGUGAUCGUCUUCCUCUUCUGCGCAGCUCAUUCCAUUGGUGACCUGACUUCUUACCAGUAUGUCUACACAAGCGUGGCUUCAGCACUCAACUACACAGAAGACAAGAAUUCCACGAAUGAUAAGGAAUGCAUCGCUAACAAAUCCUAUCCAAAUUAUGUGCUGGAGCAGAAGGUGGCCAAGGAAGCUGCAAUGUACCAGUUGUACUUCGGGUUGGCUGCCGGAAUCCCAGGUGUCCUGGCCUGUGUCAUCUUUGGAACGUACUCGGACAAGAUCGGGCGGAGAUUUAUGAUGGUAAUCUCUAUGGUUGGGAUUGGAGGUCGAGCUGCAGUCUAUGUUGGAGUGUGCCACUGGAAUCUGUCAUUGUAUUACCUUUAUAUAGGCUACGCAGUUGAGGGCAUCUCAGGAUCGUUACCCACCAUGGUACUCGGAAUCAUGGCAUACUCAGCUGAUAUUUCCGCAGUGGGUAAAGCUCGUACCUUGCGUUUGGUUGUGGUCAAUGCUGUUGGAGGUUUGGCAACGGCUGCCGCUUAUGUCAUAUCGGGUUAUACCAUUGUGUGGUUGGGGUACGAUUACACUUUUGCAGUGGUGGUCGGAACCUUUCUUGUCGCUUGUAUUCUGAUUCUCUUCCUUCCUGAAAGUCGUCAAGGACAAGGCAUGGAAGACAUGACUUUCAGACAAUACCUUUACAGGGCCGUGAAAUUCUACUUCGAAGGAUCCAGGACGAAUCCAAACAGAUAUUUUUACAUAUUCAGUAUGUUAGCUUUUACCUGUGCAAUCAUCAUUAACAACUGUAUAUUCGGCACAGAAACUCUGUUCAUGUUAAAUUCUCCAUUGUGCUGGAUGUCUGUUAAGAUUGGUGACUUCGGCGCUGCCAAGCAGACGUUCGAGAGAGUACUUGGUGUAAGCCUAAUAGCUCUACUACUCAGGUGUUGUAGAGAGCAUACCAUUAUCGUUGUCAUUGGCAUCUUGUACAUUUCAUCCUUGUCUGUGGAGGCCUUUGCCACGAACGAUAUGUUCAUGAUCAUCGCUGCAGGCUUGGGAGUCGGAAGUCCUUCAUUUUCUACAGUUAUACGAAGUGUUCUAUCUGGCAACACGGAUAAAGAUCAUCAAGAAUCGUCCGGUAUGUUUGACGACUGGAAUGUGAAUUUGUGUUACAACGCCAAGUUUCAAGAUUCUCUUGAGAAUUCCAAGCAUACUCAGCUCUGUUCGUCCAUCUUUACCGCCACCGGAACUAUCUUGCUCAGCGCCAUAUAUGAGUGGACAGUAGAGCUAAUGCCAGGUGGAGUGUUUCUGGUAAUGGCCGGCAUUAUAUUGCUCGCCAUGGCUUUCAUGGGGUACGUAGAGAGUCUAAAAUGGUAA
Molecule: messenger RNA, 1490 nt
Organism: Liolophura sinensis
Lineage: Eukaryota; Metazoa; Mollusca; Polyplacophora; Chitonida; Chitonidae
Product: proton-coupled folate transporter-like
Exons: 5
Coding region: 60-1490 (476 amino acids)
Biological process (GO): transmembrane transport
Cellular component (GO): membrane
Molecular function (GO): transmembrane transporter activity
Source: RefSeq, a predicted model, not a curated record